Molecule: messenger RNA, 880 nt
Organism: Paramecium octaurelia
Lineage: Eukaryota; Ciliophora; Oligohymenophorea; Peniculida; Parameciidae
Source: the annotation of a GenBank genome assembly
CAAAAAUAUGAGCAAUCACCCUGCCUCUUAAAGACCUCCUCAACCAGUUUAAAAUGCCCCUCAUUAGCCAGUUGCAUAUUCGCCACCAAGAACAUAUGCUCCACCUGUGCAAUUCGCUAGUCCAUCAUACUACCCUGUUUAAUAAUCCGUUGUAGCUCCUGUCUAAUACGUUCCUUAACCAGUGGCAGUCCAACCCCUUGUAUAACCAGUGGCAGUGCAACCAGUUGCUGUCCAACCAGCUUAAUAAGUGAUAAAGGGUGAAAGCAGAAUUGAGUAAGAAUCAAAAUUCAAAUAUUUAUAGAUAUAUCCCUUAUGAGAAAUCUGUUAUUGAAUAUGAAGAGGUGAGACAAAGAAUCUAAGUGCCAAGAGAGAAAUACGUCACAGAAUAUUAAGCUGUGGAAUACUAGACAGAAUAUAUCCCUUAAGUAUUUUAUGAUAAGGUUACAGGUAUAAAUAUGAAAUAACAACAAUAGAAUAUGUUCCUGUGGAUAGAUAUCAAGAUAGAGUGGAAUAUUAUCCAGUUGAGAGAUAAGUGGUUCACUAGUAAUAAGUUGUUGCUCAACCCGUCGUUUAACCAGUUGUUUAAUCUGUUGUGCAAUAAGUUCCUUAAUACGUUUAACCUGUUCCAUAAUAUGUUGCUCCAGUUGCAUAACCAUAUGUUGCCUAAUCAUAUGUUCAACCCAGCUAUGUUCCAUCAAGAGUUGCCCCAGUUUACAAUCAUGCUCCUUAUUAAGGAAGACCUGUCAGUUAACCAAGAAGAUUUGUACUUACAUAUAAUUUAUGUCUUAGUCUCCACCAUCUAAGCCAGUAUAAAUUUAGAAAUAACCAUAAGAGAAAAAGAAGACAUUUUUAGAAAAUAUCUUUAGUUGAUAAGUUAUAU